GAGAGGUUUACAGUGGCCAUCGGGUCAUCUGGCAGCUCCAGAAUAAAGCAACCCCAACGGUCUUGUCCAAAAUUGCUGUUGAGAGGAGACUUUUUCGAAUUGAAUGGCGAGGAAUCGUGCCCCAAGAGCUAGCUUACAUGCCCCAAAGAGCACGCUCAGUUAGUGGCGAGAAUCUGGCGAGUGUGGAUGCGUUCCGAAAAGAAACCGCGUCCAAACAAAAAUUCAUUUCUGCCCAAUGCAAUUCGCAACACCGACAAAAAAAAAAAAAAUAAAUAUCAACUUGAAGUGCAAUAUUAAUUGUUACACGAAAAAGCUUAAAGUGUUUUUGGCUGUCAAAGAAGUUGAGUGCUAUAGUUCGAAAAUCUUUGUAUACCCCGCAGGAUAUCUUCAAAAUCCAAACUUUGGAAAAAAAUCCAAUACAGAUAUCUGUGUAUAUGUAUAAUGUCGGUACGUGUGCGUGUGCCUGUAGUAGUAGUGGUGGUGGUGCAAUAAUUGUGAGCGCCAAAAAGCCGAAGAGACGAAGCCGCGCAGCCAAAUAAAUCUCUCGUCUCUCCUUUGGCGCUUCUCGUUUUCGCGUACCGUCGCUUUCCUUUGCUUUCUCCAGUUCGAAAGUCGCGUAGUAAAAAGUGUCGGCAUAUCUCCGCCUCGCUGCACCACCCACUCACUUAACCACUGAACCACUCAGCCACUUGGCCACUUUGUUUUUGGUCAAGUCUUUCGCAUUCUCGACUUCGAAAUUCGAAAUUGCGAAUUUGGCGCGCACCGGAGCAUCAAUUUUAAGGCACAUUUGACCAAGCCACAUAUCAAACUACAAGCUCAAUUAAAAUUGGUUACCAAAAAAUAAAAACCGGCCAAAUAGCUUUGCAACAAUGUUGAACAUAAACAGUAAAAGCAAUAAAGACUUUUGGCAACAAAAAGUGUCCGGCUUCGAGGCUUUCAUAUCAAGUAUAUGAAAACGAACAAAUUCGGAAGUUAAAGUUGAUAAAAAAGUGCAUUGCAAUCUUUAGUAAUGCAAUAAUAUUUAAAAUAAAAACAUAAAUAAAAAAACGCUUCUGAUGCUGCAAAGAACAUUAUUCGUAAAGUGUAAAAGGUGAAAAAUAGAUCAAUUAAAAUAGAAAUUCUAUUUAAUUUGUGAACUGUUCUGUGGUGUUUAUCCGAGCACAGGAACAAUAAAAAAAAUUACACAUUUCGAAAAUUGAAAAGCAAUCGAUACUGGUGGGGCAAGCCGCAAACAAGGGAUUUAAUCGUGAACUAUCCAAAAACAAAUUGAUCCACAUAAAUACGCACACGGACAGCAAAACAAGCAAAAAUGGAGAGCAAACAUUGGAGCUGCUUUGUGGCCAUUGUGCUGGGCGUGCUAAUAUUCAAAAUGCACAUAUUUGUUGCAUUCGCCGAUCAGGACGAGGAUAUACCGCACAACGAGGUUCGCAAUUGGGCCUUGAAGUUCGGCGUUGACUUGUGGGAAUUUGGACGUCAAUUCACCAAAAUGAACGAGAUCAAAAGUCGCUUCAAGGACAACGACAUCGAAGUGAAGCGCAAGGAUGGCAUUAUCCUGCUGCGUGAAUUGGCCGCCGAGGUGAAGAACUUCAUGGAUUUCAAGCGGAAUGCUGUCAUGCGCCUGAUGGACUCCGCUGAGCAAGCAGCCCUGUCGGAGCUAGAGGGCCAAGGACAGGCGGAGUCGCCGAUGGGAGGACAACAGCACUACGAUGCCCGGCGGAUCAACGAAUAUAAUGCCGAUGGCAAGCUAGCGGACGGAGCCCGCCACAUGGACAUACGGUUCAUGCGGCGCUUCGAGCGCCUGCCGGUUAAUCUCAGUCUAAGCUCGAUUCUGGUGCCGCACGGCGUCGACUUGGAUGAGGCGGACGUGAAGUCGGCGCUGCAGUGGAGCGGCCACUUGGAUCCGUUGUUCCAGAACAACUUAGAGCAAGAUCCGGCAUUGUCAUGGCAAUACUUUGGCUCCUCGACAGGUUUCCUGCGUCGCUUCCCAGGCACUGCCUGGCCCCCAGAGGGCUCCAAGGGCAGCAAACUUAUCCAUGACUUCCGCACGCACAAUUGGUUCGUCCAGGCCGCCUCGUCGCCCAAGGAUAUUAUGAUUCUCUUGGAUGCCUCAUCGAGCAUGACGGAGAAGUCCUUCGACCUGGGCAUGGCCACUGCUUUCAACAUACUGGACACUCUGGGUGAAGAUGACUUCGUUAACCUCAUAACCUUUUCGGAGGUAGUGAAAACACCUGUGCCGUGCUUCAAGGACCGCAUGGUUCGAGCCACUCCCGACAACAUUCAGGAAAUCAAGUCUGCGGUCAAGGCUAUUAAACUGCAGGAUACGGCUAACUUUACGGCUGGCCUGGAGUACGCCUUUAGUUUGCUGCACAAGUAUAAUCAAUCGGGGGCUGGAAGCCAGUGCAACCAGGCCAUAAUGUUAAUCACGGAAAGCACCUCGGAGUCGCACAAGGAUGUAAUCAAACAGUACAAUUGGCCACACAUGCCCGUUCGGAUCUUCACUUACCUGAUUGGCAGCGAUUCUGGCAGCAGAAGUAAUCUACAUGACAUGGCCUGCUCCAACAAGGGAUUUUUCGUCCAGAUCAACGACUACGAUGAGGCACGCCGCAAGGUGAUUGACUAUGCCCUGGUAAUGGCCCGUCCGAUGAUUAUGUACCAGGCGGACCAUCCGGUACACUGGAGCCCAGUGUUUGUGGCUGGAAAAUCUGGAGGACUUGGACGCGAUUCAGAAUAUCAGAGACGCCUGGUGACGACAGUUUCAACUCCGGUCUUCGAUAGACGAAACCAUUCGGUGCGCGUUGCCAAUCUGCUGGGCGUAGUGGGUACCGAUGUGCCUAUUGAGGAGAUCCGCAAGGUGAUCCCACAACACAAGUUAGGACCGAAUGGGUAUUCGUUUAUCGUGGAUAACAACGGGCGGGUUCUCUACCACCCCGACCUUCGGCCCCUGGGUGAUGCGAGCCAGUACAUCGACCAGCUGAAGCCCAAAUACGCCUCAGUAGACAUCACGGAGUUGGAACUGCCGGAAACAGAGUUCGGCAACAAUAACGAACCUGUAGAAAUAAACAAAAACCUUCUAAACGAGAUGCGCGGUGAUAUGAUAAAACCAAAGGAGGGAGAGACGGAAUUCACCGUGAUGAACCACUACGAUGACUCAAAGCGGGUUUCGACUAGAACUCAUCGCUAUUUCUAUGGCCCCAUCGAGGAUACACCUUUCACGCUGGCUAUUGUGCUCCCGGAGAAAUACGGUAGCCAUGAGUUUGUCUCCCAGCAGGAGAUCCGUCAUUCGCGUAACAAUGUUACCGAAUACUUUAAGGGAGACAACUGGCGCGUACAUCCCGAUUGGGUGUACUGCGAGUACAAUAGCGUCAGUGAUCUGGAAAAGGAAAGGGAGAGCUCCGGCGAGUACUCCUCGCGCGAUCAGGAGCCAAGUUUCGGAUCGCCAGAGGAGCAGGUAUUGCACUUUCUGUCUCGCGCUGGGCGCCCCGGUUGGAAGUGGAUGUCGGUUCGACCCAAGUCGCCGCAGCCACAUCACAACAUGCACAGUGGCUCCAAUGGCAAUGCGCCCGGAUCGAGCCACUUUGGGUCGCAGCAUCAAAACUCUCAGGGAUCUCGCAAGGCUGAGCCCUACUUCUGCGAUCGAACCCUCAUCCAGAGCUUGGUGCGCGAUGCCAUGGUAACCGAGGGACUUGAUAGAAACACGACGGGAUCUUCCAGCGGCAAGGAGGAUAAGCAUCCAAUCGCCACAUUGAUGGCAAUCCUUAAGAGGCAAGGCUAUCAGAAGUUUGUGGUUGCUACUUCUUUUGUGGCUACAAGAUCGGGUCUUCUGCGGUGGAUUGAUCAUGUCAAGCGUCCCGAGGAUACCCCAGAACCGCACUUCAGCGAGGAUAAUGUCAGAGCCAUGGACACAUCGUGGUACAAGCGAGCCAUAGAUCAGCAUUCAGUGGAACCGGACAGUUUUGUGUACAGUGUACCCUUUGGUUCGGGCUAUGCCAUCAAGUCGAAUGCCACUUUGGUGACCGCAUCACAUGCCAUAUUUGUAGAGCAUCGGGGCCACAAAGCUCCCGCUGGAGUUGUGGGUCUUCAGUUCCAACACGAUUCCUUGGCAAAACAUUUCAUAAACAUCACCUCAGCAUGCACCGGAAUGACUGGAUGCAAGAGAACCUGUGCUUCGGACAAUCUGGACUGUUAUGUUUUGGACAACAGCGGAUUUGUGAUCAUAUCCGAAGAAAUGGAGCACACAGGAAAGUUCUUUGGUCAGAUCGAUGGCACCAUUAUGGACUCCUUGGUUCAGGACAGGAUCUACAAAAGAGUAACGGUAAACGAUUACCAGGGUGUCUGCUCAGAUGCGGAUAAUCCCUAUACGGCAGCAGGUGGCAUCUUAAGACCGAAUCGCCUGGGCUCCUGGUUCUUUAAUCAUCUUCUGGCCUUGAGUGCCACUUGGUUGUCUUUUAUGCCUGCUUCGCUGCGGGCGUGGCCCCAGGAAGAGUAUACCUAUGACAAUGAGGAUGUUGUAUUUGUGGACAAUAACUACUCUGAUGAAUAUGAGUUUGGAAGCGAAAAUGAUUACAACAUGCCAGUGGACCAGGAAAUGGAUGAGUUCUUCACAACAGCUGAUGUGGAGUACACCACGCCACCGCCUAGACAGCAUAAGCCCCAUGUGGGGCCGAGGUUUUCACCGGAUCCGCACAAUGCCAGACGGUGUGACUUGCGCACCGAUCUAUACAUGCUCCAGCCAGAGCGUCUCAAUCAGGGUGGACAGAACAAUCCACUCAAGGGUAAACUAACAAACUGUCAUGUAUCUGGAUGCGAGCGUCCUUUCAGCGUCCAGAAAAUCCCGCACAGCAAUUUGAUUUUAUUGGUUGUGGACACUCUGUGUCCGUGUGGCUCCAAGCAGCUGGACAUCGAACCCUUGGAGGAGACAGGCGUAAUCGGAGCCUGCAGUACAAGACGCCAAGGGCAGGAGCAGGAGUCGCGGCGAAGACCCAAAAAGUGCAUCAACUAUCAUCCCGAGGAGAUCGAGAUACAGCAGUGUGGACGUGGCAGCACCCUGCAGCACAUGUCUGGAUCCGUAAUUGUGGCCCAUCUCCUGAUGGUGACCGUGACCUUUGUGCUGGCCAAUGCGUGAUAUGAGCACUAAAUGAGUUUUGAAAAUUAGGUUUGCACUAUUUUUGUGUUGAAAACAAUAAGCGAAUGGGGUUCCUGAAGAGCCCUAAAGUUUCUUUUAAUCGAAAGAAAUAGGCAGCUUGAGUUUGUUGAUUUAAGGUUUGGAGAUCGAAGUGGAAACUGUUAGUAAGCCUCUUAUCACAAAAUGAGGUAAAGGGGAAAAAAUAAAAUAUUUAUUAUUAGAAGAUUCGCAGAAUGAGCAACGUUACACAGAUAAUACUAACGAGUUUAUAUCAUUAUGUUUGUAGACAAUAAUUUGCAGAAAAUAAUUUUCAUUGACAAUUAGGCAAAAAGAAUAGCUAAACAUAAAUUCUGAAUGUAUGUGUGCCAUACGAAUAACGUUUGAAAUUAAAUUGUUUAGUCGAAUAUAAAUACUUUCUAGAACGAGCUUUGUUUACCAUUUAUUCAUUGAUUUCCUUCUUAAAACAAAAAAUAAUAGACGCAAAUAUAAGAACCAGUGCAAAAAUGUAAUAAUAAUGGAAAAGAAAAACAGUUAUCAGUCGGAUAAUGUAAAUAGUAUCAGAAAAUAUUCAAAAUGAGCAAAAUUCCUACCGAUAAAUAAUUCGUUUUUUUUCCUGUUUUCUAUCGUACAACUUAAAUACUACAAAAAAUAAAUGGAGUUACUUUUGCACUCAACUGCGUACGCACAAAUAUCAAGUAUUAUAUAUAUAUUUUACAACCAAAAAAUAUCGAAUUCACUGAACAAAUGGAAGACUUGAAACACCCGACAGCAAUGUAAAAACAACAAAAGCACACCAAAACCAUGAGCAAAAACAGAAAAUAGGCAGAUAUAUAGGCAAUUCAUAUCUGAUAUGUAUAUGGCUGAUAUCCAAUUUUCAACAGAAGCAAGCGAAACGAAUCAAAGGAAAAACAAGUUAAUUAUUAAAUAAAUAUUUGAUUAGUUUUGCAGAAAAUAAAUAAUGAUAAAGGGAAAAUGUGGAAAAAAGUAAUAAUUUAUUUUAUAUACAUUUUAUACAAACCUCAUUCAUAUAACAAGAAGCGGAAGGUGAAAACCAAAUCGAUCAACUAGUGUAAUCGUUUCAUUAAUUUUUAGACUAUAUCGCAUCUGGUUUGGGUUUCUUUAAUUUCUUAGGCCUACAUAGAAAUUUACAUAUCUAUUGGAGUUCUGAAAUAACAAGUAUUUCUUUUCUAAACUAAUAAACGAAACUAUUUUAAAAACAAAUUACUCGGAACACUUACAUAUUGAAACCGACACUCAAUCUCACUCACUCUGAACACAAGAAAACACUUACACACAUAUACAAAAUAUAAAAAAAGAAUAUUUUCUGUGUCUUAAACUUGUAUAAAAAAUGUCUUCCAUUAAAAAUACUUAACGAAAAAUGAAAUCCAAACAAAGUAAAACAAUUUAUAAAUCAAUACCUACUAACUAACUUAAACUAAAGAAUACGAUUAUAUAAGUAUAUAUAUAAAUAUAUAUAUAAAUAUAUAUUAAAACAUUUAACUCGAAAACUCAUUAAUCUCAAGCAUACACAAUUUCAAAAGUUUCACUCUGCCUCGCCUGUUCAGCUCUAAGUUGGCAGUAGAGAGGGGAAACCAAAAAAAAAAAAAAAAAAAAAAAAAAAUAAUAUUAUAAAACAACACAUUCUUACACCCAUUAGAAGGUUAGAUAAUGUAGUUAGUUAGGGCUGGGCUAUGGGCAGCACCGGAAGGUUAAAGAGCAUGCAAGGGAGGAUCAUACAAGCAUUAGAUGAAAUAUUAGCAGAAUAUUUAAUAUAUAUAGUAAAUAUGUAAUAAACCUAAUUCAACACACAACUUAAACCGAAAACGAGUAAUCAAUUGUAAGUCGUAUGUCAUAAGAGCUGUUUGUUAAACCAUGACAAUGUCGAUGGAUGUUGGUCUGGACACCAGUGCGUAUGCGUUAUCUGAUCUGGAGUAUGUGCAUGUCUGAUUGGGUGUUUGACUGUGUGUGUGCAUGGCUAGAGACCUUGACUGACUUUAAGCGGCGUGGGUGGAGGGAAUGUGUGCGUGUAAGUAACGACAAUGGAUAUACCUGGUAGGCCACCGAAAGGCAGAACACAAUAUACACACCGUACAGUUAAGAUCGCUAUCCAACAUUUCCCCCGUUCUAUAUCCCUCAGUCUGCCGACAUCUUCGGCUACAUUCUCACUCACACUCCUGUUCACCACAAAUCCACUGUAAAAUGGCAUUCAAUUCCUUCGCAUUCACUAUACUUCAACUCGAAAAUAAUAAACAUAUUUAUGUAUUCAACUUUUUGACAAACAAACAAUUCCAUAUCAAAAUACAAAAAAAAAAAAAAAAAAAAAAACAAGAAAAACAAAACGAAAAUAAAACUUUACUGAGGUAUGUAAUAAUAUAUAAAAUUGUUCUGCAAGAUUUUCUAUGUUUGUUUAUUUUUAUAAUGAAAUCGAAUGUUUGUAUGUGUAGUCCAUAAUUUUCUAAAGGCAUAUGAAUAUAUUGAAAAGAAAAACAUAAAAACGAAUGUAAUGUUUAUUGGUCUUAAUGGAAUGAAAAACAAAAUGGAAAACAAUUAAAUCUACCAUUAUUAACUUACGAAUUAAAUCAAAUUUUUGACAAUGCGAUUUUUGCUUUUUGGAAAUCGUGCUUUUUGCUAAAACAAAACCACAAAAACAAAAAAUGAAAACAAAAUGAACUAUAAUUAACAUACGAACACACUUUUGCUCUCUAUAAACCCUAUAUACAAGCAUCUUUCUAUAUGGAACAUUUAUAUAAAGCCAUCCGAAACCAAAAACAAAAAAAAAAACGUAUAUAAAACAUAUAACAAAACGAUCCCUUGAAAAACUUUUCAUAUUUAUACAGAGAAUUGAAGAAGUCCCUAAAAUGAAUAUUUUAUGAUUUGCAGCUCUUUGUUUUGAUUAGUUUUCUUAUUUUUUAAUUGCCACAUUCAGUAUUUUUAUUGAGACCGAAUAAACAAAACAGAAGACAACUGAAAAGUAAAAUUAAUGAAAAAAAAACAUAGUUACUGACUAAAACGUUUUUUUGGACUGAUGUCACUCUAUCAAGAAAUAAUCAACUUAAAUAAAUUCUGUUAUUGCUGUCAAACACAUUUAAAUAAUAAUACUAAAAUCAAGAAAAAGGAACUUUUAAAUUGUGAGAGAAAUUGUUGUUUCAUUAAAUUUGUCAUUAUGAGAUUUGAAAAUAUAAAUGUUUAAUGCAAAACCAAAACAGUAUGGAAUACAUAUAAAUACGUACACUCAUGUAAGUCAUAUACAUUCUGUAUAUUCCACAGACCCGCGAAACGGCUUAAAAUAAAUAUUGAAAUUGUUCAAAAAUGCUUCAAAAUUUGGAUAAAGGAAAAAAUGUAUUUAGUUUUAUGAAACAAAAAACAUAACAAACACACACUAAAAACACGCUCACCAACGACACACACCUAUAGACAAAACUUAUGUUAUUUUGUAUGGAAAGUCUACAAAGAAUUUCGCAUAUUAGUUUAAAAGAAAUAAAAACUAUUAAACAUUAGUCAAAGUAAAAGAAAAAGAACACAUUUGCGAAAAGCCUAACUGUUAAGGGAAAAACGAGGAAAGUAAACGGCAUACUUACAUAAAUUAAUUAUAAAUUAAUAUAAACUUGCUCAUUAUUCUAAUUACAAACUGGAAAUUAUAAGUAAAUGGUAUACAUAAAUAAUAUAAUUAAAACCAAGUUAAGAUUCAACAUUAAACAGGAAGAUGAACAACUAAAAAUAUUAUAAAUACAUAAUAUGGACGAAGGAACACAAAAGAAUGCAUAAGAAAACAAGAAAGAAGAAAUAAAUGACAAGAGGUAUUAUAAAAUAAA
Molecule: messenger RNA, 8934 nt
Organism: Drosophila eugracilis
Lineage: Eukaryota; Metazoa; Arthropoda; Insecta; Diptera; Drosophilidae
Gene: stol
Product: voltage-dependent calcium channel subunit alpha-2/delta-3
Exons: 17
Coding region: 1310-5122 (1270 amino acids)
Cellular component (GO): voltage-gated calcium channel complex
Molecular function (GO): voltage-gated calcium channel activity
Source: RefSeq, a predicted model, not a curated record